Habropoda laboriosa is the source of this 3382-nucleotide messenger RNA. Its product is annotated as tyrosine-protein phosphatase non-receptor type 61F-like. Gene Ontology annotation, molecular function: single-stranded DNA binding; protein tyrosine phosphatase activity. The transcript has 13 exons. Gene Ontology annotation, biological process: protein dephosphorylation; DNA damage response. The record is from RefSeq and is a predicted model, not a curated record. NCBI's taxonomy places the organism in Eukaryota, Metazoa, Arthropoda, Insecta, Hymenoptera, Apidae. The coding region runs from base 298 to 2679 and encodes 793 amino acids.
GGAAGACUUUGAAGCAAUGAUGCUUUCAUGGACAACUGUCUACCUCUAUCGGCAACUGCGCAAAUAAACAUCGACCAAACUCAAUACAUUUCCCAUUAUAAAAUAAAUGUAGUUUCUGCUUAAAAUGAUAUACAAAAUUCCGAAUAAAAUUAUUAGCCUACAAUUUUCGUAACAAGAAGUCCCAACAUUAUUCAACAAUAUAAAACAUGUUUUUUUAAGUGCUCAUAAAUUCCCGCUGGAUAUAGUGCGUCGUAGGUAGCACCAGUAAGUCGAAGUAGUCGGAGUGGCGCGAGAAACAUGUGUGGUCGAGCGGCUUGUUCCCUGAACCCGGAUACUUUGUGCCGUGCCUGUGACUACAAGGAUGCAGCUGGCAAACGACGCACAACCUCAUGGACCAAAAGCGCCGUUGAAUACGUCCCGUCUAGCAAUAUCGGGCCUAAAGACGUUCUUCCCUGCGUCGUUUCUGGAUCGCACUUUGGCAAAGAGGACGAGAGAGUUCUUUGUUCAAUGAUGUGGAGCAUGAUUCCGCCCUGGCACGAGGGAGAUUACAGAAAGAGCACUCUAUCGACGCAUAACGCACGACUUGAAAACAUUAAAAAUUCUAAAUUGUAUAGUGGUCCACUUCGCAAAGGACAGAGAUGCAUUGUAGUUUGUGACGGGUACUAUGAAUGGAAAGCUGGUAAAACAAAAAAGGAUUCUAAGCAACCAUAUUAUAUUUAUGCUGCUCAGAAAAAGGGAGUAAAAGCAGAUGAUUCUACAACAUGGAAAGAUGACUGGUCUGAAGAAUAUGGGUGGAAAGGAUAUAAAGUUUUGAAGAUGGCAGGAAUUUUUAAUACAUUUAAAACUGUAGAAGGCAAAACAAUACAUAGUUGUACAAUAAUUACAACUGAGUCAAACAGUGUCCUCUCUUGGAUGCAUAAUCGUGUACCUGUGUUUUUAAGCACAGAACAAGAUUCACAGGUUUGGCUAAGUGAGAAACUAUCAGUAGCUAAUGCUGUUGACAAAUUAAAGAAAUUAACGUUAUCAGACGGUGAUUUAAGUUGGUAUACAGUUUCAACUAUGGUAAACAGUGUAUUAUGUAAAAGUGCAGAUUGCAGAAAAGAGGCAAGGGCUGUAGCAGAGAAAAAAAACAACCCUACUAGUUUUAUGGCUUCUUGGUUAAAGAAGGGGUCUGCAGAGUCAGCUAAGAGAAGAAGUACCGAAACUGAAAAAAAUGACGAUAAACCACCCAAAAUUGCGAAGGAGAAGAUGUUACUUUUACAGCACAUACGUAAUGAAACCAGCAGUUUUUUAUAUACAUGCAAUGAAUCAAAGAAGCCACAGAAUAAAAACUUGAACCGUUAUAGAGAUGUUUUGCCAUAUGAUUAUAGUAGGAUCAUUCUUAAGAGAGGUCCAUGUGAUUAUAUCAAUGCUAACCUCGUAUGGGCAGAUGAUGCCCAUAGACGAUACAUCCUUACUCAAGGACCAUUGGAAAAUACUGCUAGCCACUUUUGGCUAAUGGUAUGGGAGCAAAAUUCUAAAGCUGUGUUAAUGUUAAAUAGAAUAAUCGAAAAGAAUCACGUUAAGUGUUAUCAGUAUUGGCCUCUUGGUGAUUCAAUGAUUAAUAUGGUAUUUGCGGAUGUUGGUAUAAAAGUAAAAUAUAUCAGCAAAACAGAAUCAUCAGAUUACACAACUAGAAUAUUAAAGUUAACUGAUUUGGAAACAAAAGAAAGUAGAGAAAUAUUACAUUUUCAUUAUAACACUUGGCCAGACUUUGGUGUUCCACAAAGUCCAACAGCUUUUCUACGUUUCUUAACAGAUGUGAGGCAGUCAGGAGCAUUAGAUCAAAAUGUUGGCCCUCCUGUAGUACAUUGUUCUGCAGGAAUUGGAAGAUCAGGAACAUUUUGUUUAGUUGAUACCUGUCUUGUUUUGAUUGAAGAAAAUGGGUUGAAUUCUGUGAAUGUUAGGGAUGUGUUGGUAGAAAUGAGGAAACGCAGAAUGGGUUUAAUUCAAACACCAGAUCAACUAAGAUUUUCAUAUGCUGCUAUCAUUGAAGGAGCAAAACAGUUGCCAUCCAACAACGUGGUAACUAAUACCAAUUCACAGUGGUACAAUAAUAUUAAUAAUGAGGUAGGAACAAAUCAUUACGACGUGGUAAGUAAUAUUUAUAAUUCUUCAAGUGAAGAUGAAGAAGAACCACCUCCUUUACCACCUCCAAGAGGUGAAUCCUUAACACGUAGCAUGAUGGCAGACUUAACUUCAAUACCAAUAACAAAAAAUGAAGAAGUAAGUGGUCCGCCUGAUAAACCAUUACCCAGAGAGCCAUCAGUUUCCACAGAAACAUCCACCACUAGUCCACAGACUGGUGCAAACUCUACAGUAAUCACAAACAAUUUACAUGAAAGGAACUCCGAUGGUGUUGUAGUGCCUAACGAUAAUACCAGUGACGGUGAAAACUCUUUACAGACAAUUAGUCCUCCGUCCAGUCCAGAUGUCAAAAACGAAGUACGUCAACGUAAUAAAGAGAAGAAGGAACGUUUGGCAGCACAAGUACGAGAGAUGAAGCGUCGACAAAAGGAGACUGAAGAAUGGCAGAAGCUCAAGAGGUCAUUAUUUAAGCCCCUUUCAAUAGGCAUAGGCGCCGCAAUUGUUGGUGGGGGUAUUAUAGCAAUCUGUGGUUAUUUGUACAUGCGUGGUUAGGACCGAAUUGUUUCUGUCACACGUGUUCAUGGACCAUGAGUUGUCAGUGAUACUAGGUGAUUCGCACAUUCAAGAAUAGUUACUUUCAUCACGAGAUAUUUAACAGCUCCGUUGCACAUGUCAUUGAUUGUCGUUUUGAGAGAGUAAUUAAUCAGGGAGAAGCAUUUGGUGUUACAUAAUUCGAAACAAAACAGUCGUCGUGAGGCGUUGUAUCAGUAAGAGACUAUCAAUUGAGUCGACAGAAGGACAAACACCAAGUUAUAAAAGAAACGUUAAAGAGAAGUAACUUAUUCUAACGAAGUGCAUUUGUAAAGGACAUUGUUGCAAGGCAAAGAAGCUAAAAAAAGAAAAAGAGGAAAGAACGAUCAGAAAGUCAAUGAUAAAUGAGAAUGAAGGAGAGGAGGGAGAUCUUCGAUUUGUAUUUUUAUAUUGUGAUUCACUCAAUGAGUAUGUAGAAUACUAGAAGGUAUACGUUCUUUUGAAAAUCCUUUUGCUAGGUUUCCUUGAAAGUUGCACUUUAUGAAGUGAAUAGAUCCUUUCGUAUUCGUGUCCCCGAUUAUAGUGGAAUAAGAUGUGCAUUGAGUUAGAUUUUUACUUCGUGACUUUUUUCUUUCCUGAUAUGGAAUAUAGAGUAUCUUUUUUAUUUGUUUGAUAACAAUAAUAAUGUUGCUACGUGUAUCCUAAUGAAUUAGGAGAAAAAAAA